Messenger RNA from Solanum tuberosum (potato), 713 nucleotides. Its product is annotated as transcription factor bHLH96-like. The transcript is spliced from 2 exons. The record is from RefSeq and is a predicted model, not a curated record. Gene Ontology annotation, biological process: regulation of transcription by RNA polymerase II. The annotation marks the transcript as partial. Gene Ontology annotation, molecular function: protein dimerization activity; DNA-binding transcription factor activity, RNA polymerase II-specific; RNA polymerase II cis-regulatory region sequence-specific DNA binding. Lineage: Eukaryota; Viridiplantae; Streptophyta; Magnoliopsida; Solanales; Solanaceae.
CCUUUACACAAAUUAGACAAAAUCUUCAAGAGAGAAAAAAAAAGGAAGAAAAAUUUCAAUAGUAGCCUAUAUUUAUUUAUUUUUAAAAAAUGGCUCUUGAAACUGUUGUUUUCCAACAAGAUCCUUUCAAUUAUAGCCACAAAGAUUGUAAUUUUUACAAUCUUGAAACUUUUCAUGAUUAUGGUAAUUUUGGCUAUGAGGGGUAUAAUUGGGAUUCUUCUAAUUCUUCAAUUCCACAAACUUACAACGACGACGAUAACAACAACAAUAACAAUAAUAAUUCUUCACCGGAUAAAUAUUUUCCGGUGGAAAGUACGGUGGUUUCAGGGCGGAGAAAAAGGCGGCGGACAAAAUGCGCGAAAAACGAGGAAGAAAUACAUAAUCAAAGGAUGACUCACAUUGCCGUCGAGAGAAAUCGUCGACGGCAAAUGAACGAUUACCUCGCUGUACUCCGGUCGUUAAUGCCGCCGUCUUACGCUCAACGGGGUGACCAAGCAUCAAUUGUUGGAGGGGCAAUUAAUUUUGUUAAAGAACUUGAACAACUCCUCCAAUUUUUGGAAGCACAUAAACAAGUCAUAACAACAAACCAACAACAUAUUCAGUAUAGUCCGUUCUCUAAAUUCUUCACGUUCCCUCAAUAUUCCACCGGUAACAACAAUCACCCGUUGACGGCCGCCACCAACAAUGAGGGGUCAACGACGGAGGAGAGGCGG